AUGGGCGACGUCCUUCCGACUUCAUACCCUGGUUUCGACCUCGACUUGAACGCGCCUCGCCUGGUGCAGCUCGAGGGUCAGGAGGAGCCCAUCAUCAUGACGGAGCUUGAGAAGAUUCAAGCGAAGGCUCAGGGCAUUCGGUUCUUUGACGUAACGGACGCGGUCGAUCUCGGCAGUCAUGCCCAGCUCAGGGCUUCUGUCAAACCCUCCUACCCUACGCCUAAUAAUACCCAGACGGUCAAGCCUGUCAUUGACACGUUAGAGAUACAGAAUCUCCACGAUACACUUGACAAGUUCACGAGCUUCCGAACACGCUAUUACCGUAGUGAGACCGGGAAGGAGAGCCAGCGGUGGCUGCUGAGCAAGAUUACUGAUCUGACGAAGAAGUACGCUCCGAAGUCCUUGCAAAAGAGCAUAUCUAUCCACGAGUUCGGGCACAGCUGGCAGCAGAGCAGCAUUAUCGUUAGUAUCAACGGCACUUCUACGGAUGAUGACAGUGUGGUCGUUAUCGGCGCCCAUUUGGAUAGUACUAACAACUGGCCAUUCCUGCCUGCCCCUGGUGCGGACGAUGACGGCUCAGGAUCAACAAGCAUCUUGGAAGCCUACCGCGCUUUGGUUGCUGCAGGCUUCCAGCCAGAGCGCACCGUCGAGUUCCACUGGUACUCCGCCGAGGAAGGAGGACUCCUCGGAUCUCAGGCGAUUGCGAAGUCUUACGAGAGUCGCGGUAUCAACGUGGCCGCCAUGAGCCAGUACGACAUGACUGCAUGGGUCAAGCGCAGCACAAGGGAGGAGGUCGGCAUUAUCACUGAUUACACUGAUGUCGACUUGACUGAGUUCAACAAGAAACUCGUGGAGCAAUACCUCUCUAUCCCCUGGGUGGAGACCAAGUGCGGUUAUGCGUGCAGCGACCAUGCCUCGUGGCGUAAGGCUGGGUACCCCAGUGUGUUCACGAUAGAGGCUACCUUCGAGAACUCCAACCAUCAGUUCAUCCAUACUCAGAACGACAAAUACGACAUCUCAGAUGAGUUCAGCUUUGAGCACAUGCUCGAGUUCUCCAAGCUCGCCGUUGCCUUCGCCAUCGAGCUCGGCGGGUGGAAGAAGUCCACGUAG
Molecule: messenger RNA, 1110 nt
Organism: Dichomitus squalens LYAD-421 SS1
Lineage: Eukaryota; Fungi; Basidiomycota; Agaricomycetes; Polyporales; Polyporaceae
Product: peptidase
Exons: 16
Coding region: 1-1110 (369 amino acids)
Biological process (GO): proteolysis
Molecular function (GO): metalloexopeptidase activity
Source: RefSeq, a predicted model, not a curated record